Molecule: messenger RNA, 581 nt
Organism: Folsomia candida
Lineage: Eukaryota; Metazoa; Arthropoda; Collembola; Entomobryomorpha; Isotomidae
Exons: 5
Coding region: 21-479 (152 amino acids)
Source: RefSeq, a predicted model, not a curated record
CUAAGCGUAGUCAUCUCAUCAUGUCGUCUCCCGUGGCUUGUCUCAUCCUUCUCGUCAUCAUCGUCGCCAGUGGUCAGGCCGACCACGAAGCGGACUUCCGAGCAAACUACGAUAAACUCAAAUGUCACAGAGGAUACGUUGGCAAGUUUACGCCCAAGCUGGACGGGGUGCUCAAAGAUUGCACUUCGAAAUCCAUUGGAGCUUAUUUCUGUUACUUCGCCUGUGUCGAAACGGGAAUGGGAGCCUUCGUAGAUGGCGCCUUCUACGAUCCCGCGCGUCGGGAGGCUUUAGAGACGCUUUUCGACCCCGCUAUGCCCGUGAGUAAGGCUACGAUCGAUACCUGGAUGAAGUAUGCUACAAUUUGUGAAGACGAGGCCAUUAAGAAAGGAUUGAAGAUUCCUGCAGAUUACUUUGGUGAUUGCAAGGGUUAUGAAGAGAUGAAGACGUGCAUAGCAAAGUCAAGGAAAUGCCUUGUGUGAGAAAUCUGGCCAGUUUUCUCAAUAAAUUUGAUGUUCUAUCCAACGAAAAUUGUUUUGAUUACAUAUAAAUUCUAUAUUUUACAUACAUUUCUAAUUUGAAAG